AUGGCCGGCUUUCCCAAUCGUUUUGGACAGACAUCAAGUAGCCCUUUUGGGUCAUUAGGCUUUGGCCAGGCUAGUGGUACUACCAAGAAUCCUUUUGCUCCCACACCCUUCGGUGUUCCAACCCCUUUUGGCUCUCACGCUGGGAAUUCCAUGUUCGGGGGAACUUCUACAGGUAAGUUCGGUGCACCAUCCUCAACCUUCCCAUCUACAACAUUUGGGUAUGUCUCGCCAUCUCCUGCAUUCGGAAACUCAAUGCCUGCUUUUGGAGUAUCUAGCACUCCUGCUUUCGGUAAUUCUCCGCCAUUAGUUGGGGGGUCAUCUGCCUUCCAUCAGAAUUCUGGUUUUGGAGGAUUUGGGUCGAAUACAACUCCAAAUCCAUUUGGAGUCACAAACCAGCAAUCACAGGGGAGUAGCUUGUUUGUUUCAAUGGCACCUUCCAGGCCAGGCCCUGAGCCUGGAUUCUAUGGUACUAGCACGCCUGUCUUCGGUUUGGCAAGCACCCCUGCCUUUGGCUCAACAAACACCCUAGCCUUUGGUGCUGCAAGCACUCCAGCGUGUGGCACGACAGGCUCCCCAUCAUUUGGAUCGACAGCAAAUCCACCAGCUUUUGGUAGCACAGGGGUAGCCUCUGGUGUGUCUAGUACCCCAGGUUUUGGAUCUUCAAAUACUUCCAUUUUUUGCUCAUCAAGCACUCCAGCAUUUGGGGUAUCACAUCCUCAAAACUUUGCUGCAUCUAGUACUCCAUCAUUUAACUUCGUACCCUAUUCAGCUUUUGGUCAGUCAACUGCUGCAUUUGGAAGCAGUCCCUUUGGAGCACAGAGUUCUACAUAUGGGUCCCUGCCGUCAACACCAAGCUUUGCAAGCUCAGGCUUUGGACAAGCACCAGUUGCCAUGCCUGUCUACAAAGAGAAAAGCCACGAGGAGUUAAGAUGGGAGGAUUAUCAAUCUGGAGACAAAGGUGGGGCGCUUCCCUCUGGUCAACAAUCUGGCCCAAUAAGUUUUAGACCGCCAACAGCACAGUCAAACCCAUUUGGUCCUUCAUCUACAUCUGCUAGUCUUUCUUUGAGUAAUCCAUUUGUCCCCAAGGGUUUUGGACCAUCAGCUGCCUCAGCCUUCAGUUCUUCAGCUUUGAGUGCUUCAACGGAAGUUAAGCCUUUUCACUCGCCCUCAUUUCCAUCCACAUCAAGUGGUGCAUUUGCUACCACAUCUCCAUCUCUCUUUGGCCCAUCAAGCUCACCGAGUCUUAGUUCUACACACUCCCUGUUUGCUUGUCCUACUAGAGCAACAUAUCCUACCGUGGCUCUUCCCAACUGUUCUUCUACAUUGUUUGAAGUGCCCACGUCUUCGCUUGGACAAGCAGAUUCUGGAUUUCGACCAACUACCUCUGUAUAUGGACCGAGUUCCACCUCUACAUUUGGUCCAUCAAACACAUUCAGUACCCCGGUGCAAGGAAGCAUUUCCUCAGGCUUUAGUUUCAUACCAUCCGGCUUUACUUCUUCUGCUCAAGGAACAACUUCAGCAUUUAAUCCUACCAUGGCUUUUCCCAACAGUUCUCCUACACCGUUUCAAGCAAUCACACCUUCACUUGCACAAACAGGUUCUCUAUUUGGACCAACUACCUCUUCCAUUCAACAGAGUAGCCCCUUGAUAUUUGGUCCUUGCGGUAAACCAGCCAGUUCGCUUCAAGAACGCCUUUUCUCAAGCACUCCAUCUUUAUUUCCUUCAGCCAACCCAGUCUCUGCUGCAGCAACACCUUUUCAACCGGGUCCAUGUAGCUUUUGCCUGUCUCGAGGUGGGACAAGUUUGUUUGCUGAUGCAUCUGGUCAGGACCCAUUAUCAACACCAUUUGGUACUAGAACGGUACCUUAUUUGGCAACCGAUCAGGCAGAGUGGGGAAGAGAGCAGCCUGAACCUAUGAAGUUACAUUCUAUAUCCGCCAUGGCUGCCUACAACAAGAAGAGCCAUGAAGAGCUGCGAUUUGACGAUUAUCAAUGGGGAGUUAAAGGUGGACAGAAUCUCUCUGGUCAAGCUCCUGGUGGAACUGCUUCGACAGUCGAGUCGAACCCAGCUGGUCCAUCAUCGGCAUCUGCACAAUCUUCGGCUAAUCCAUCUUCUUUGCCAGCCCCAGCUAGUCAGUCAUCUGCUCCAAAUGUCAAUGCGCUGUGCUUGGUUUUUGUUUUUUGUUCUCUGAAUCAGUAG
Molecule: messenger RNA, 2199 nt
Organism: Linum trigynum
Lineage: Eukaryota; Viridiplantae; Streptophyta; Magnoliopsida; Malpighiales; Linaceae
Source: the annotation of a GenBank genome assembly